AGUACGUCGUAGCUGCGUCAGCGCUGCUAUUCUCCUACCGACAUACGCAAAAAGUUCCGCAGUGUUUGAGUCCACUGGGUUGAGGCGUUUGCAUUAGCUGCGUGUGUGUGUCUGAGAGAGUAGCCUUCCCUGUGUUUGUAGGCAUCGGCGUUUCCUCUCACGGCACUAUCUCCUCUUCGAAAAGAAGCUCACUUCAGGACCAGACAUGCAUCCAGCAACUGUCUACUGGUACGAUAGGAGGGACUCUGUUUUUAUUGAGUUCUGCGUAGCAGACAGCAAAGAUGUAGAAGUCACUUUUGAAAAAUCAAAGUGUGUUUUCAGUUGUCUUGGAGCUGGCGUCAAAUAUGAAAAUGAAAUAGACCUUUUUGACGCCAUCGAGGAAAAUGAAUGCAACCACAAGCGGACAGGUCGAUCAGUGUUGUGCAUAUUACGAAAGGCACAGCCAGGGAAGCCUUGGCUGAGGCUAACAAAAGACAAGACUAAGCUGAGUUGGCUUCGCGUCGACUUCAACAACUGGAAAGACUGGGAGGACGACUCAGAUGAGGAGAUGGGCAACUCCAGUAAUUUCUCAGACCUGAUGAACAACAUGGGAGGUGACGAAGACCUAGAUCUAGAGGGUCCAGAUGAGGAUGAGUCUGCAGAUAGUGAUGAUGAAAAAAUGCCUGAUUUGGAAUAGAAGACUGUAAGACUCUGGAAGUGAAAUGGAAGAACAUGAGAACGAGGAAUCUUAAGCAAAUGUAUAUCUUAAAAUUGAAGGCAGUGAUAAACAACUGUACAUAUGAGUCAGUACUAGUCAUGUUUAAAUCCAUAUUCUUGGCUCAAAACUUGUGACCAAUCAGUCCACUGAAGGUUGAUAUGCAUGGUAUUGUACAGAGCAGCUAUCUCCACUUCCAUUUGCUGUACUGCACCUUUAUGGGUAUCUUGAUUUACUGUUCAAUAGUACAUUGAAGCACAUUAUUUGUUGGAAAAGCUGUAUAGUUGUCCUCCACUGAGCAAUAUGCUUUACAAGAAUUGUAAUUUGUUUUCAAAUGAAUUAUGGUUUAAAACGAUUAGGCCCACCUUUUCCUGAUGUGGUUUUAAAUUAGUCCAGUGAUGUUUUUUUUGUUUUUUUUCUUGUGAUUUAAGAAAACACUAGAUGUGUACAUCAAAUGAUUUGGUUUCAUUUACUGAUUGGGUUCCUCUAAAGCCUUCCAUGUCCUGUGAAUUUUCCAGGAUGCCCGUCUCUCUGUUUCUGUAGCUUAACCUUCCAGCUUACAUGUUUCCCUUAACUUCUUGUUUCAUGUUCGCAAAAUACUUUGCAUCUUCCCAGUGAUCAUCCCUACAUUGGUAAUCUGAAGGAACAUCACAUACUGUAUGUAUCUUAACAGUUUUUCUCUAUAUACCUUCCUAACACAGACACACACACACACUCUCGUGUUAGACUGCUGAAGCAAGGUGUGAUGUUUUACAGCUGAUGAGGAAGAGGCUCGACGUUUGUUUUGGGCCUCAGCCUCAGGUGUGGUAUGUUGCUAUUCUCCAGGUUCUUUCCAUGUGUUCACCUAGAAUAGAUCCUCACUCGUCGGUGAGGGAGUGUUAGAACGACGAGGCGAUGUGUAAUGACCAAAUUAUAUUUGCUCUGUUAAUAAAACUGUAAGGGGAGACAAUGGCGGCGGAGAUUCUUUUUUUAUUGUCUACAUCUUUCUAAUAAACUGUUCAAGAAUC
Solea solea (common sole) is the source of this 1701-nucleotide messenger RNA. It is a transcript of the gene ptges3b, whose product is annotated as prostaglandin E synthase 3b (cytosolic). Gene Ontology annotation, cellular component: nucleus; cytosol. The record is from RefSeq and is a predicted model, not a curated record. The transcript is spliced from 8 exons. Gene Ontology annotation, biological process: protein folding; telomerase holoenzyme complex assembly; chaperone-mediated protein complex assembly. Bases 206 to 676 code for a protein of 156 amino acids. Gene Ontology annotation, molecular function: protein-folding chaperone binding; prostaglandin-E synthase activity; Hsp90 protein binding. Lineage: Eukaryota; Metazoa; Chordata; Actinopteri; Pleuronectiformes; Soleidae.